CUUUCGAUGGUCUACAUCCUAUCCUAGAUUGAUCCGCUGCUUGGUCGCCUUUGACAGGCGUCCCAGCCCCUCGUUUGGCAUCUCGAUACGAUAGGUACUCAGCACCACCCACCGCUCUUUGGGUCUGGAGCCAUGGAUACCAGCUUUGAAGAUGCGCUCGUCAAAUUCCGAGCCAGCCUCACGGAUAAACAGAAACGCGAUUUUGCGCCGUGCACACUGAAGGACGUUGAGACAGCUAUCGAAGAGAUCCAGGUCCGUCUUGGCUCACAAAGGCGACUGAGAAACAUGAAGAGGAUAUCCAAGUUCAUCGAAGCGAUGGCCCAAUUAGGUCAAGUAGUCGACGUCUUUCUGAACGUUGAGAGGACAGUCGCACUCAUCUGGGGGCCCAUUAAAUUCAUUCUUGUCGCAGCUAGUACUUGGGUUGAAACAUUGGACCUUUUGCUCGAUACCUACGCCGAAAUUGGCGAGAUCCUUCCAGGAUUGACACAGUUUCGAAACAUGCUCGGGCAGCACCCAUACUUGAAGGUGCAUCUCGAAAAUUACUAUUGUGAUGUUCUUAGUUUCCACAGGAAUGCUCUUGAUGUGUUCUCACGGCCAGCAUGGAAGACCGUAUUCCAUUCGGCAUGGAAGACUUUCAAGACAAGAUUCGGGCCAAUUCUAAGUAGUCUCAAGCGGCAUCGAGAACUCAUUUCGGACGAAAAGUUGACAAUCGCAAUCCGUGAGGUUCGAGACUUCCGCGAACAUGUGGAGGAAAAGCUCGAAGCCUUGUCAAGACAGAUGACAGAGCUUCGGUUAGAGGAAAAGGAACAAGAAACAUUGAAACUUCAGGAACAACGUGGUCGACGACUACAAUUUGUUCUGAACAAGUUUGAUGUACUAGACUGUCACAGAGACCUCGAGCACGCCCUAUGGGCACGCCGUAAUCACAAUUCUUCGGGGGAUUGGAUUUUUCACCACCCUCUCCUCAAAGAAUGGGCCGAUUUGAAAAUUUCACAGAGCAGCACGCUCUAUCUGAGCGGUAUCCCUGGAGCAGGCAAAACCAUUCUCACCUCCAAAGUCGUGGAGCACCUAAAGCAACUCAAAUCAACCAACUCAGCUCAUGGUCAUAAUUUUUCUGUUGUCUACUUCCAUUUCAACCAUAUGCAACCGGAUAAGCGGACCUUGACCGGAUCGUUGUUGGCACUUCUAUCCCAGCUCAUUCAUCAAGAUGAUGUCCUUCUGGAGCAAACUUACCAGCGAUGCCUCGCAGUCGACCAGCACAAAAUUCGCUCUUUGGAUACAAUUCGCGAUCUAGCGUCCGUCGCUUUCAAGUCACAGAGAGUAUGCUUCGUGAUUCUCGACGGCCUGGACGAAUGUGUUGGAGGUCCUUCAGCCAAUCCAGCCGACGAACAGAAGCAAGUCAUUGACUGGUUUGAAGAUCUAACGACAGACAUAGACUCCAACGAGUCGGGCAACGGCGAAUUCUGCAUGAGACUGUUCAUCUCUGGUCAGCGGAAUGGCAUUCUGGAGGAACGGCUCAGGUCGUACCCAUCUAUUCAACUGGAAACGGAAGCAGCGCAUAACAGGGAUAUAGAGUCCUACGCAAAACAGCGAUCUGCGGAGAUGCAUAAGAGGUUUCGAUUCAGCACAGAAGAAGAGAGAGACUUAGUGAACAGAGUAACAUCAAGAGCCAAAGGCAUGUUCAUCUACGCGAAAAUUGUUCUUAGCAACCUGCUCGACCAAGUUUCGACAUAUCAGUUCAAACAACAGCUGAAAGCAGAGAACUUCCCCAAAGGUCUCGACGAAGCGUACGAGCGAGUUGUUGUCCGAGCUUUUGAGAACCCCAACGAGCCACAGAGGCUUGCGGCAAAAAAGAUCCUCGGCUUGAUCAUCUGCGCUGAACGCUCUCUAAUGUGGAAGGAGAUUCAAAGCACGUUUUGCAUAGAUAUCGACACUGAGACGGCCGAUGUUGACCGUCAAUUGUCAGAUUCAUGCAAGCAUCUGUGCGGAUCUCUGGUAGAGUUCGAACGUAGCCACAUCGCUGAAUUAGAAUCCGAUGAUGUAGUAGAGCUUGUACAUCACACAGCGAGGGGAUACCUGGUCCAAAGUGGAAGGUUGUGCAUUUCAAGGGAAAAUGCUAACAUGGCUUUGCUCUGCGCACGUUACCUCACGUCCUUUCCUUUCACCCUCGGACUCAGUGACAGCGAGAUUGAGAAACACGCCAUAACUGGCUAUUAUGGAUUCCAGGACUAUGCAGCGGCCUUCUGGUGGAAACAUGCCUAUCAGGUGAUAGACAUAGCAGCAGAUAUCGACAAGGACCUCUACAACAGAACGCUGCAGGCGGUAGCGAGAGCCAUGGAGGCAUACGGCAACACCAGGAACAGUCUGCCUGAACCGCACGAGUCCCCUGCCCACGUGGUGAAACGCCGUCUCGAAGAAUUGGGCGAAGACUCACGCGAAUGGGAGAAUAACUUCAAUAUCGAGUUUCGAACGCGAGCGAUCAGAAACAGAAUUGAGGUAUUACUGAAUGAAGAGGGCGCUUCCGAAAAGCACUGUGCUAUUAUCACAUUGUACGGCGUAGUCCGAUACAAGUGUCCUAAGCCUUGGUGUCAAUCAUUUUGCACCGGUUUCGAGAGACGUGAAGACCGAGACCAACACCUUCUUGAACACAAUCGACCAUUCAGAUGUUCCAUAGAAGGCUGCUAUGGGAAAGAAGUUGGAUUCCCCUCGGAGUCUGAUUUGAGUCGGCAUACCGAGAGACUUCACUUGACACAACCCACCAUCCGCUUCGCUUCACCUCGCCUCCCAAAAGGUGAACUAGGAGGAAUCUGCUCAGCCGCAGCGACGGGCAGCUUGGCGAAAGUAAAGGCAUGUCUCCUUGCCGGGAUCCCUAUCGACACAACAACGAACAACAAGGGAGGGCAGACUCCAUUAUUUCUCGCUGCGAAAGGAGGCCACAUACAAAUCUGCCAGUAUCUUCUGGAACAAGGAGCAAACGUAAACUUUCAGGGUUCCUUGGGCCAUAAACGAACAGCUUUGCACAUAGCCGCCUGGGAAGAUGACGCGGAGCUCACUCAUCUAUUACUUUCUCAACCCAAGGUAACUCCGCAGCUGAAAGAUACGCAUGACCUCACCGCUGCUGGCACUGCUGCGAAGAAGGGCUGCAACAACGCUCUGUCCGCCUUCAUAUCCAGGGGCCUCGCCUCCCUCCCGGGUCAAGACUUCGCUGAGAGGACAUGUCUAAGUAUAGCAAUUGACUGCGGGAACUUAAAAACCGUCGAGUUGCUCAUCAAUGACACUUCCUUGGAUCUCAAUAAGGAUUAUCGGGAAGGGGUUCACUCCGGACUUCCUCUUGUUCUCCCUCUCCAUUUAGCCUCCAGCAGAGGAUUGGUUGACAUUGCAAAAUUGCUGUUGUCCAGUGGGCGUGUCGACGUCAACAAAGUGGAUCCCGCCGGUCGACAAGCCCUUUAUUACGCAUUGAAAAACAGGCGAGACUCCGUCGUCAAGUUACUACUUCCUCUCAUUGAUAACCGCGCUGCCAUAGAGGAAAGCGGAAGAACGCUGCUGUCGCAUGCCUCCGAGAAAGGAGAUACAGCUUUCUGCAAAAGAUAA
Molecule: messenger RNA, 3591 nt
Organism: Ilyonectria robusta
Lineage: Eukaryota; Fungi; Ascomycota; Sordariomycetes; Hypocreales; Nectriaceae
Exons: 9
Coding region: 133-3591 (1152 amino acids)
Molecular function (GO): protein binding
Source: RefSeq, a predicted model, not a curated record